This is a messenger RNA of Dreissena polymorpha, 2999 nucleotides long. RefSeq names its product streptococcal hemagglutinin-like. The record is from RefSeq and is a predicted model, not a curated record. Bases 142 to 2154 code for a protein of 670 amino acids. Lineage: Eukaryota; Metazoa; Mollusca; Bivalvia; Myida; Dreissenidae. The transcript has 7 exons.
CGUUUACGCGGGAUUGGUAGACGGAAGGACCAAUUCAAGUUUUUAACAAAAAAUCGACAAUGAUUCAACUUGUCCUGCGCUGUUGGGUCCUCCACUGGUGUGAUUGGUCAAGUACAGGUCAUAGAGACUGAAAAUGGACCAAUGACAGUUAUCUUUAUGGAGGAGGGGGCAGAGUCCUCUGAUUUCUCCACACAAACUGCUCAGCAAAUGGGCCUUCUGUCUGGAGACGACAAUGUGCAGUACCAGUUCAUUCAGGACGGAGAGAACUACACAACUCAGGUGUACGAGGCUGGUCAGGAGAGCGUCUUGACUACAUCCACGGAUUCCUUGCUGACGGGGAUGGAUGUUACACAGCAGCAAAUUACAGAUCAAACGCAGUUCGCUGUGUCGGAUACUGACACAUACUACAUUACAGAAACUGGAGAGAUAGUGAAAAUUGAAGGUUCUCUGCUGGACUAUGGUGAGGGGCAGCAGGGCUUUAUCCAGUCAAAUCAGGCAUUUGAAACGCAGACCAUUAUGUCAGCUGAUGCAUCUCUGGUCACUCGAAUUCCCACUGUGGUCUCUGAGUCGACUGUUGUAACUUCUCAAACAACAAUCCCAGAUUCAUCCAACAUUUCAGGUGUGUUUGAAGACCAGACAGUUCUGCCUGACACUCAGACUGUUUUGCCAGAUACAACAGUUCACACAGGAGCACAGGAUAACUUUGAAUUCACAGCAGUCAAAGUUCCUGCAGUACAAAUUCAGACUGCCAGUACUUUUACAUCGACAGGCGGCAAAUCACUUCUGUCUACAGGCAUCAAGCAACCGCCCAUGGCAUUUACCAAUACUGUUGUUCAAAAUCCAACUGGAGCAACAAGGACAGUCCAGGUGCAGAGACCCGGCCAGCAGUCGACAUCCUAUCCAAAACAAAGUCCGAUUCAAAGUGGGGGGGGCUUCACAAGCUACAUUAAUCCUACCCAUUUGACUCAGAAAAUUAAAACACAACCAAUUACCUACCAAAUUCAUAGCAAGCCAAUUCAAAAUACUGUCACUGUAAAACCGAAGGAAGUCACAAUUCAAACUGCAUACAAACCAACAACAUACCAACAAUCAGUUCAACCGUCGAGUGUACAGACUAUCCUUUCAAGCCCAGUUAUUACGUCAAACAAAAGUGUCAAUACCCAGACAAAAUAUUCAGCAAAGGUGUCAUCGACAACAUUGCAGCCUGCCGUGAUUAAGAAAAUAGCUGUUCCCCCAAGUCAGCAAAUUGGAACUCCAGCAAUUAACAGACUUGUGAAAGUUCCAGCUAAGCAGAACAAGUUAAACCAGAUCUCUGUUACUCAGCAGCGUGACAGAGAAGUCAAACAUGCGUCUGAUAUGCUCUCAAAUGUCAUCCAUGCUGUGGACUUUAACCUGCCUGGUGCAAAGUCCAUACCUGCUGCCUCACCCAUAUUGAAGCCAGCUGUUGUCUCUAAAGCCACUACAAGUAUGGCUAGUGUUCCAUUUUCCACUUCGGCUGUAAGAAAUAGUGGACCAGUCACCACAUCAGUGUCAGACCUGGACAUGUUGUCCAUGGUUACUCAGGCUUUAAAUUCGGGGUCGCUAGAUCAGCUGACUGGAUCCCUGGACAUUACAAACAUGGCGAGAACCACUGUUCAGCAAACUGUAACUUCCCACCUGGAGACACCAUUGUUGAAUCAUAUGGGGAAGGAUACUGCAAGAAUGGCCGAUACUUCCACAAUGGAUAUGGAUGAUUUGGAUUCCUCACUGGCAAUGGAUACCCACCAAGAUGUUCCCAGCCCUACUGCCAUAUCCACCACAUUUAAGCAUACAGAACAGACAGUGUCUGGAGCACAUGCCAAUGGUGCAGACGUGGAGCCCCCAGCACUUCCUGACAGCACGGGAUCUGAGCAGGCCAGCCCUAGUAAGACUGAUGUCAAUGACAAGGUUACAGCUAGUGAGACAGCCAGUGCCAUCAAGCCUGUCACUGCAAGUUCCACAGUGGAGAAACCCAAGAUGAAGAGUAUCGAUGUUCCUGACUCAGAUGUUACCAUUGAGCUGUAUGCAGAUGGUACCCUGGUGACUAAGGACCGUGCCGGAACCAAUUAUUCAAAGUCAAUCUCGAAGCAGUGCUGUGUACUUUUACUAAGAAGAACCAAUGUAUUGCCUACCUGAAGAUCAUACCAGAGAUGAUACACACUAGAAGACUUUCAAGGUUUUAACCAUCACGAGUCAGUGAGACAAGAGAGGCAGACAGACUGAUGUAAAAGCCCAAACCACAUUUGGGCUUUAAAAGUCUUGAUCCAAUCUACAGGGAAUUGUGUAACCCUACUGUACAGUGUUUCGUGAUGAACAUUUUCUUAUGAACACCAUUAUUAAAUUGAAUACAAUAUUAUUGAAAGAUACUGUUUUAAGUUUUAUAUACUGACCAUAAUGAAAUUCAACAUUGAACCCAACCAGAAAGACACUAUAUUACAAAUGGCGCCAACAGGGGACAAGACCAUUGCGUGCUUCACGUUCAAGUUUGGAGGAUCUACGAACUAGAACUUUAUCAGUUUUUAUUGUGUUUUAUCAGUGACACUGGAUUUUGUGUGUUUUGUGAAGUGUGUGACUUUAACCAGUGCCGCUGCUAAUUAAAGGACUGGAUAGUGACAUUGUGACCUAGUGGCCAAUUUCGCAGAUGUAACCUGUAACAGUAUCGUGAGUACACGUUGUUUUCAAAAUAUAGUAAACAUUGUUUUCGAAAUAUUCAGAAACUGGUGGAAAAUAUAGUAAACAUUGUUUUCAAAAUAUUCAGAAACUGCAGUUAUAGUUUCCGAGUCCAAACUGGUUAUUUUAUUAUUUAGUGCUUAUAUUUGUGUAAUUUGUAAAAUCUCUGUUCAAAUAACUGCAGAUCCGAAUAUUUGAUAUUUGCUGGAAGUGAUAUUGUAGACAGAGUGAUUUCACUGAAAUCUAAUUAUAACCCCAUUUUUUGCAAACCCUGGUGAUGUUUCUUACACUAAAUGUCUUGAACUACUAAA